UCCAUUUAGCUGUUGAAUCCCCGCCCCCUUUCAAACUAGAUCUAAGAAAGCCAAAAUAUGUCACGUCCAACCAAGAUCACCUCGGUUACAGUGAAAGACAUCAGAUUUCCAACGUCUCUGCAGAAGGAUGGAUCGGAUGCCAUGCACAAGUCGCCUGAUUAUUCAGCGGCUUUUGUCACUCUUACAACUGACUCAGAUAUAACUGCUUAUGGGACAACAUUUGCUAAUGGAAGAGGGACAGACAUUGUUUGUUGUGCCGUGGAAGUGUUUGAGAAGAUGUUGGUUGGCAAGCAGCUGUCGGACAUUUUUGAUGAUUUUGGAAAUUUCUGGCAGUCUCUAGUUAGUGAGGAUCAAAUUAGAUGGCUUGGUCCAGAGAAAGGUGUGAUUCACUUAGCAACUGCAGCCAUUGUUAAUGCAUUGUGGGAUCUAUGGGCUAAGAUGGAAAACAAGCCACUAUGGAAAUUACUUGUAGACAUGGAACCAGAAAAACUUGUAUCCACCAUUGAUUUUAGAUACAUGGCUGAUACAUUGACUAAAGAAGAAGCUAUAGACAUAUUAAAGAAAAAGCAAGAUGGGAAGAAAGCAAGAGAGGAAGAACUUUUGGCUAAUGGUUUUCCUGCAUACACAACUUCCUGUGGCUGGCUCGGAUACUCAGAUGAAAAAAUUAAAAAGCUUGCAACAGAAGCUAUGGCUGCAGGAUGGACAAGGUUCAAAAUGAAAGUAGGAGCAGAUGUACAAGAUGAUAUCAGGCGGGCCAAAAUCUUCAGAGAAACCUUGGCAGAAGAUAUGCUGCUGAUGGUGGAUGCUAAUCAGAAAUGGGAGGUGCAGGAAGCCAUUGAUUGGAUGAAACAAAUGAAGGAUUACAAGAUUCUGUGGAUCGAGGAACCCACAAACCCUGAUGAUGUCAUGGGUCACGCUGCAAUAGCAGAGGCACUUGUGCCACUGGGUAUUGGAGUUGCCACUGGAGAAAUGUGUCAGAACCGAGUGAUGUUUAAACAGUUCCUGAAGGCCAAUGCCAUGCAGUACUGUCAGAUUGAUGCCUGUCGACUGGGCGGGGUCAAUGAAGUGCUGGCUGUCAUUCUUUUGGCUGCCAAAUUCAAUGUUCCUGUCUGUCCCCAUGCAGGGGGUGUGGCAUUAUGCGAAUUAGUUCAACAUCUUUCUAUGUUUGACUUUGUUUGUGUGUCUGGAACAAUGGAAAAUAGAAUGAUAGAGUUUGCAGAUCAUCUUCAUGAACACAUGUCGUCCCCAGUUGUCAUCAAAGGUGGACGGUACAUGGCACCACAGGCUGCAGGCUAUCUGGUAGGCAUUAAGGAGCAGGCCUUAGCCGACUUUGUUUAUCCUGAAGGAGCAGAGUGGCAGAGGAUGUUUAAGGAAGGGCUGUUUCAACAAGAAUGAAUGGCAGACAUUGUGUCGGGAGUGUGCAUGUGUAAAUACAAGUACAUGUAGUACUGUACAUGUAAAUCCAAGAGACUUAAUUAUAUAAUUACUCUAGAGAGAUGGUAACCAAUUUAUAUUGGGGAACCAUAAAUACAUGCAAUGAUGAUCGUAUAUGGUGCUAAACAGGUUGUAAUAAUGUGAAAAUUGUAGUUUUUCAAUAAAAACAAUGUUGUAAUACUACCUAUGAUUUUUAUUCUAUGAUACAGAUAUAUAUUUGGAGAGGAAUAAUAAAAAUUUUGUUUAAAGUGGGACACCAAACAUUUAUUUCCUUACAUACUAACAAUUGUGUAUAUCUAUCAUUUGUUUGCUUGAAAAAUGAUGAUGAUUUUAACUUUAGAUUUUGUUGAUGUUGAUUGUUUUUCAUAUUAACUUUAUGCUGUGAUAAUAUUCAUUUGAUGCAGUUUCUUUCAGAUCCGUAUUAAAUGAAAUGGAUUUAAAUUCUGUGAUAUAAUAGCAAUUAUGUAUGAAUGAAGUAUAAAUAAUAUUAAAUAUUGAAAACUUGU
Magallana angulata is the source of this 1940-nucleotide messenger RNA. RefSeq names its product mitochondrial enolase superfamily member 1-like. Gene Ontology annotation, biological process: amino acid catabolic process; carbohydrate catabolic process. The transcript has 16 exons. The record is from RefSeq and is a predicted model, not a curated record. The coding region runs from base 58 to 1395 and encodes 445 amino acids. NCBI's taxonomy places the organism in Eukaryota, Metazoa, Mollusca, Bivalvia, Ostreida, Ostreidae. Gene Ontology annotation, molecular function: magnesium ion binding; L-fuconate dehydratase activity.